UUUUAUUCUUUCUCCUUCAAUACAAUCAAAAUAUCAUUCCAAAUAUAAUUAAUUAAUUAUCUAAAUCAAACAUUUGAUAUUAAUUGUAUCGUACUUGGCUGGAAUUUUUUUUGUAAAUAUAGUCAUCAUAUGAAAAUAUUAAACAAAAUAUAAUUUGACCAAAACAUAUUUUCACAAUAUAUCAUUGAUUCAUAUUCAUUUCCAAAACAUCCCAAUUAUCUAUCUGAAACAUGAAUUCUAUUACAGCAGCAUCUUCCCCAUCUUCGACCGGUGGUGCAAGCUCAUCAAACAUCAUCGGCGAAACCGUUUACAUCAUAAUAUUCUCCAUAGGCCUUACCAUAGUUCUCCUAACCAUCAUUGUGGCUUUUUACUACUUCUGCAGAACCCAUGUUUGGUCCCCCACCAGCAACCUCAACCACCAAAGAGCUUCCCCCAUCGCCGCCGUCCCAAACCCAUCUCAGCCGCAGCAGCCGGUGGCCGGUGCUACUAAAGAAGCAGGCUUAUUAGAUAAUGAAGCUCUUCUUUCCACUUAUCCAAAGCUAAGCUAUUCUCAAGUGAAGCAGCAGCAGCAAGGAAACUUAACGGGUUCAUCAGGAGGCCUAGGGUCGUGUUGCUGCUCAAUAUGUUUGGUUGAUUAUAAGGACGAUGAUACGCUUCUAGUGUUGCCGUAUUGUGCUCAUUUCUACCAUGUCAAGUGUGGUUUACAGUGGCUUCGACUGCAUCCCACGUGCCCGGUGUGUCGGAACUUGGCUAGUCCAGCUUCGGUUCAUCGGCAAGUUUCUCAGUUAGAAUUAUUAGCCCCUCCUUUGCCAAUUCCAGAAGAUGAUUAUGUGAUUCAUGUGGUAUAGCUUUAAUUUAUUCCUUCUUUGAAUUUGUUUUUUAUUUUCUUGGUGGGGAUAGAUGGAGUAGGUGGGAGUUAUAUAUUUAAAAAAUUAUGUAAAUACUAAAUAGACUUUUUUUUUUUUUUUGUUGAAGUUGGCUCAUGUAUUAAAAUAGAUUUUUCAUGUACAC
Messenger RNA from Humulus lupulus (European hop), 1011 nucleotides. RefSeq names its product putative RING-H2 finger protein ATL71. The record is from RefSeq and is a predicted model, not a curated record. The transcript has a single exon. NCBI's taxonomy places the organism in Eukaryota, Viridiplantae, Streptophyta, Magnoliopsida, Rosales, Cannabaceae. The coding region runs from base 231 to 848 and encodes 205 amino acids.